AUGUCGAUGCUCGGAAGCACUGUCGGUCUCGGCCACUCGGUGGUCGGAAUCAUGUCGCUGCUCGCGCCCGAGUCUACGGGCAAGCUACUUUGCGUCCCUUCGCCUCGGGCGGCCAACUUUGUCUCGCGACUCUUUGGAGUGCGCGAGCUGCUUCUGGGCGCAAGCCUCUUGCUCAGCAUCCGAAACAACCGCUCGCUCGCAGAACGCAUGCAGCUGCUCACCAUCAUCAACAUUAUGAACGCCACAGACACCAUCUCGGGCAUCGUCGAAUACUUCAACCGCACCAUCGACUUGAAUGGCUUCGUCCUGGGCUCCGGCGGCGCGUUCACACUUUUCUGCCUAGGAAUGAUCCAGGCCUCUAACUGGUAA
Moesziomyces aphidis is the source of this 369-nucleotide messenger RNA. The record is from the annotation of a GenBank genome assembly. Lineage: Eukaryota; Fungi; Basidiomycota; Ustilaginomycetes; Ustilaginales; Ustilaginaceae.